AUGUCUACACCAAGAAGAAGAAUAGAAACUGAUGUUAUGAAACUCCUCAUGAGUGAUUAUGAAGUAACUUUAGUCAACGACAAUAUGCAAGAAUUCUAUGUUCGUUUUCAUGGGCCUACUGAUACUCCCUUCAAUGGUGGUGUAUGGAAAGUACAUGUUGAAUUACCUGAUCAAUAUCCCUACAAAUCACCGAGUAUUGGCUUUAUGAAUAGAAUAUUUCACCCAAAUAUCGAUGAAGUUAGCGGUUCUGUUUGCUUGGAUGUUAUAAAUCAAACCUGGAGUCCAAUGUUUGAUAUGAUUAAUAUUUUCGAAGUUUUCCUUCCUCAAUUGCUUCGAUACCCCAAUCCAACUGAUCCUUUAAACGGCGAAGCUGCUGCAUUGUUGAUGAGAGAGCCAGCCAAGUAUGAGGUUAAAGUUAAAGACUAUGUUUCAAGAUACGCUACAAAAGAAGCCGCUGAUGCUGCUGCCGAUGAAAGUUCUGACGAAGACGACAUGAGUUCAGUUAGCUUUGAUUCUUCUGAGGAUGAAGCUGCGGGUAUGGAAUUGUAA
Messenger RNA from Mucor velutinosus, 549 nucleotides. RefSeq names its product C-24(28) sterol reductase. The record is from RefSeq and is a predicted model, not a curated record. The transcript has 6 exons. Lineage: Eukaryota; Fungi; Mucoromycota; Mucoromycetes; Mucorales; Mucoraceae. The coding region runs from base 1 to 549 and encodes 182 amino acids. Gene Ontology annotation, cellular component: nucleus. Gene Ontology annotation, molecular function: ubiquitin conjugating enzyme activity. Gene Ontology annotation, biological process: protein polyubiquitination; ubiquitin-dependent protein catabolic process.